Phragmites australis (common reed) is the source of this 1224-nucleotide messenger RNA. RefSeq names its product protein FD-like. Lineage: Eukaryota; Viridiplantae; Streptophyta; Magnoliopsida; Poales; Poaceae. Gene Ontology annotation, cellular component: nucleus. The coding region runs from base 210 to 791 and encodes 193 amino acids. Gene Ontology annotation, biological process: positive regulation of DNA-templated transcription. The record is from RefSeq and is a predicted model, not a curated record. The transcript is spliced from 2 exons. Gene Ontology annotation, molecular function: DNA-binding transcription factor activity.
UGUCACUGACCUGGGGUUGCAUGUCUGCUGACCUUCUCCUCUUCUCUUUCUCACUCGCCCCAGGCCAGGCCAUGCCAUGCCAUCCCAUCGCAUCCCAUCGGAUCCUCCAAGCUAGGAGCUCAGCUCAGCUCUCGAGAAAACUCUUGCAACAAUAAGCUCCAUCGCUCGCCAGCCACGCAGCUUCCUAGCUAGCUUAGAGGCCUGCGGCCAUGGAGGAGGUGUGGAAGGACUACAUGUCCCUGUCCUCCGCCGCCUCCUUGUACCACCACUCGCCUCCCUCCCCACCGUCCUCCUACCGCGCCGGCAAUGGCAUCCUCCAGGACUUCCUCGCCUCCGCCCCCGUGCCGCCCUCCCUCUCCGCGCCACAGCAGCCCCCGACACCGCCUCCUCUCCCGCCCACCACGCUCAGCCUCAGCUCCACCCUCGAGUUCACCUACCUCGGUGGAGGAGGAUGCUCCUCCACCUCCGGCGACGACUCCCGCGACUUGAUGUCCAUGCCCGACCCCUUGGGCGUCUUCUCCUUCGCGCCGGCCCCCCGGAACCGGAUGAUGGACGGCAGCUCCGGCGGAGACCGGUGGCACCGGCGCAUGAUUAAGAACCGGGAGUCGGCGGCCCGGUCGCGCGCGAGGAAGCAGGCGUACACGAACGAGCUGGAGCUGGCGCUAGCGCAACUGCGGCGGGAGAACGAGAUGCUCCUGAAGCGACACCAGGAGCUCAACGUGCGUUUGGCCAUGACAGCGCAGGUCCCUGACAGGCUCACCGUGCAGAGAUGCCGCUCCGCCCCACCCUGAAGAUGAUCUCAAAAUAUCAUCAGAGGCAGAGGCAGCAGCAGCAGAGCAGGGGAGGCAACUCGUGUGAUUUGAUUCAACGACUAAAUACUAUCCUGCCUCUAUACAUGACAUAUUUACUAGUGCUACUAGUUAACUAGGAGUCUAGGAUCGAUCGAUCUAUCUAUCUAUCUAUGUAAUCUAGCAUGCUACUACGUAGCUAGGUAGCCAGGGAUACAACUAAUUUGUCAGAACCAUUCCUAGUGUUUGGGUAAGCAGAACAAAGCAUGCAUCACCAAUUGGGGAAAGGAAAUGGAGGCAGGCAAAGGCAGCUGCAGACAUCCAACCCCAGGGAAACAUGAAUGUACAAGUCGAGCUGAUGCAUGUUUCUUUUAGUAGCUAGAUCUCCAUGCAUGCGUAUGGAAUCCUAGUUAUCUAUAUACGUGGAGUAUGUCUU